Messenger RNA from Ilyonectria robusta, 1733 nucleotides. RefSeq lists its product as uncharacterized. Bases 395 to 1396 code for a protein of 333 amino acids. Lineage: Eukaryota; Fungi; Ascomycota; Sordariomycetes; Hypocreales; Nectriaceae. The transcript has 4 exons. The record is from RefSeq and is a predicted model, not a curated record.
GGUGCCUGUCCAGGACGGAGAGUCGCGGAAUGGUCGCCUUGCGUGGCCCACACAUUGCGGCGUCGCCCUCAUCGUAGGCUGCGGAGUUGUGUCCUUGGCAUGACGGGCUCGAGGUGAUUAUUCAACGUGGUUGGGAUCAUUGGCUUGUUGUGAUUAGAAUGGUUGACGCGUUACGUAUUGCUCGUAUUAGUUGUCGUGAGGUUGUGCGGAGUUGAGAUCUUGCGGUCAUGUCGAAGAGUAAGACACUCGUGGAGUAUAUAAUGUCCAUUGCAGCCGUGCUGUAGGAAAUAUUAGCAAGCAAAGCAUCAACACUCAAGCGAACCUUUCAAGACUCAAGGCCUUCUUCCAAUACUUCACCUGCUCUUGCAAUAAUCCCCAUCAGCCAUCCAUCGCCAUGUCUUCCACUAAGCUCAUCACUGUCUAUGGUGCCACCGGUUCUCAGGGUGGCAGCGUCGUCACCUCUCUUCUCCAGAACAAGAGCAAUGCAUUUUCCCUGCGAGGAAUUACUCGUAACCCAGACUCCGACAAGGCCAAGGCACUGACGUCUCAGGGUGUUGAGGUUGUGAAGGCCGAUGGUUUUGUUAAGGAGGAGUUGAUCGAGGCCUUUCGGGGAAGCUGGGGAGUAUUUGUUAACACUAACUCAGACGACCCUGCCGUGAACCAGCCGGAAGGACCGAGCGAGACUGACCUGGGAAAGAUCAUCGUUGACGCUGCAGUCGAGGCUAGAGUCCGCCACUUCGUCUACAGCGGCAUGGAGUCUGCGUCCAAGAUCACCAAGGGAGCUGUGCCUAACAAGGCCUUCGAGGAGAAGCACGAUAUCGGAGAGUACGCCAAGAGCAAGGGUGUCUUCGAGACAGUCAACAUUGUCAGCCCCGGUUGGUACAUGGAGAACCACCUCGUUGAGGAGAUUGCCCCCGUCAUGGGAGGGUUCCCGUUCGUCGCUGAUGAUGAGGGCUACCUGACUCUGCGCGUCCCUCGCUGGGGUGGCAAUGACGAGAUCCCCUUCAUCUCCAUCAUUGAGGACUAUGGCGACCUCGUCCACGGUGUGUUCCUUGCCCCGGAGAAGUACAACGGGCGCCUGUUGCAGGGCAUCAGCUCCAGCGCGACUCCGGAGCAGCUCGUGUCCGAUUUCCAGAAAGUCACCGGAAAGAAGGCGCGAUUUGUGCCAAUCGAGGACUGGAAGUCUAUGGAGACAUAUGGCGUUGGUGCAUUAGAGACGGUCAAGUACAUGUUCGGUUUCUGCCAGCACUCGGGAGGCCUGUACUAUGGCGUGCCCAACGACGUGGUCACCGCGGGUGAGCUGAAGGCCAGAGCGGCGGUGGCCAAGGGGGAGUCUGGCGACCAGGCCAAACUAACGUCGCUGGAGAGCUUCAUCACCAAGUACUUUGCAGCUUGAAUGGCAGUCGGGGAGGUUGUGUCGGGUUCGGAGAGGGUAUCGUGUCGUUGGGGCGCGUCGUGCGAUAGUUUCAUCUGUAGUAAUUCCAUCACAUUAGCUCUUGGAUCGAAGAUGGGACGGGGAUGCAAGCCAAAAUGUGGGACGUGAUUCCACCAAAAGUAUUCUGGCCUCUCGUCAUGCAGAAGGACCAUCAAGUUCCGCUGAUGAUGGGGUGUGUGCGGAGGAGGAAAUGACUUGGGAGGAGGAUCGCGAGUGACUCGACGAGAAAGAAGCCAGGUCCACCAGAACGGGCAUAGAGGUACAUCGCCGAUAUGGAACCAGGGAAAAUAUCGGCGGG